Molecule: messenger RNA, 2606 nt
Organism: Andrographis paniculata
Lineage: Eukaryota; Viridiplantae; Streptophyta; Magnoliopsida; Lamiales; Acanthaceae
Product: exocyst complex component EXO70B1
Exons: 1
Coding region: 34-2232 (732 amino acids)
Biological process (GO): exocytosis
Cellular component (GO): exocyst
Molecular function (GO): phosphatidylinositol-4,5-bisphosphate binding
Source: RefSeq, a predicted model, not a curated record
UUGCUAGCUAGCUACCUGCAUCGCCUGCCUGCCAUGGAUUCGGAAGAUCGGAAAUCCCCUCUUUCCAAUAAUGAUCACGAUACUAAUGAACAAGGAUCUGAGUCCGAUCAACAUCACAACAAACCAAGUCCAACAACACAUAAUGCCAACCCGGGAGAGGAGGAGAAGUCCGACGACGACGUCGGAAAGGAACACCAUCACGCUCACGAUCAGCCUGCACCUGAUGAGCAUGAGCAUGAGCAGGAGGGGGAACCGGAAUCCAAUUCCCAAGAUCUGCCUCCUGAUCUCAACCAAGUUUCUCAAGAGAUUGAUCAAUUCAUCUCCUCUUUGUCUGAUCCAGACCAUCGGAUCGACCCGCCUGAAUUCCUCGAGCAAUUCUUUGACCUGAUCGAGGCCAAGCUCGAUAGCGGCUGCCAUUCGGGUGAAGCCCCUCCUGUAAAAUGGGGGGAGGAAGAUUCAGCUUCAUUUCUCCAAGACGUGAAUCGCAUUUCUUCCCUAUCGAAAGCACUUGAUAGAUUGAGAUUCUCCUCAGAUGAGAGGUACGCCGUUUCCAUCAAUCGCGUUGGCAGGCUUCUCCAGCGAGCAAUGUCCUACGCCGAGGAGGAGUUCAGGUCCAUCCUCGUCGAUUACAGGAUCCAUGAUUCUACUCCCAAUUCCAAACAUUCCACUGACCAACCAAAUUCUCUGGAACAACAAUCGGGAUUGGAUCAUGAAAGCACACACCCGCCUCCUCAAUCAUCAUCAUCAGAAGAAGCAGCAGCAGCAGCAGCAAAUAAUCAUAAUCAUAAUCAUAAUCAUAAUAAUAGUUCCGGAUACUCGGAAGGCAAUUUGUCGGGCUUGGUUAGGCUGUCAAAAGCAUUAGUUGCGGGGGGUUAUGAAGCAGAGUGCUGCCAGGCAUAUCUUGUGGCCCGGCGAAAUGCAUUGGAAGAGAGCAUGCAGAAGCUUGGAUUUGAGAAGCACAGCAUCGAUGAUGUGCAGAAAAUGCAUUGGGAAUCACUGGAGAGGGAGAUUGGGCACUGGAUCAGAACGUUCCAGCAAUGGGCCACCUCCGACUCUCCCAGCGAACGCAAACUCUGCGACACUGUCUUCUCCGAUAACCCCUCAAUAUCCAAAUGCCUGUUUGGCAGUUUGUCCCACGGGGUCACCAUUCAACUCCUCAAUUUCGCUCAGGCUAUUGCUCUAACAAGGCGUGCCACCGAGAAGCUGUUCAAAUUUCUCGAUGUAUAUGAGACUCUGAGAGACAGCUUUGCAGCAAUGGAUGACGACUUGUUGAUGAUGAUGCCACAAGAGAUUGGGGCUGAGCUCAAAGCCGAGGCGUCCUUGAUAAGGAUUAGUUUUGGUGAAGCCAUGAUCUUGAUAUUCAGUGACCUAGAAAACUCAAUCCAUGCCGACUCUGGGAAGAUUCCAGUUCCGGGGGGAGCAGUUCACCCUUUAACCAGAUACACCAUGAAUUACCUGGUGUAUGCCUGUGAGUACAAGACUACUUUGGAUCAAGUGUUCAGCGAGCAUCAGAAGGGGGGCAGAGCUAAUAAUAGUAAUAAUAAUAAUAAUAAUUCUUCGACAGAUCAUAGAUCAUCAGAAACCACCGCAGCAGCACCUAAUAGUAAUAAUAAUAAUAGUAACAAUGCGGCGGACGACUCCUCCUCCUCCUCUGCAUUCCAAGCCCAGAUCAUAAAGAUCAUGGACAUUUUGGACGCGAAUCUGGAGGGGAAAUCAAAGCUAUACAAAGAUGUUGCACUGAGUGCGAUCUUCAUGAUGAACAAUGGGAGGUACAUCUUGAAGAAGAUCAAAGGAUCGAGCGAGCUGAAGGCGCUGAUAGGAGACCCCAGGUACAGGAAAAAGUCGUCAGAGCUGAGGCUGUAUCACAAGGACUACCAGAGGGAAACCUGGGGGAAAUUGCUGGGGAAUUUCCACCCAGAGGGGCUAUCGGUUCAUGGCAAAGUAUCAAAGCCAGUUCUCAAGGAGAGAUUCAAAAGCUUCAACGCAAUGUUCGAUGAAAUACACAAGACGCAAGGCAGCUGGGUUGUUGGGGAUGAGCAGCUUCAGUCAGAGCUCAAGGUUUCCAUCUCUAACAUGGUUAUUCCAGCUUACAGGUCAUUCUUGGGAAGGUACGGUCAGGUGUUCACCCCGGGGAGGCAAACAGAAAAGUACGUCAAGUAUCAGCCCGAAGAUCUUGAAAAUUAUAUCGAGGAGCUCUUUGAUGGGGCUGCUGCCGGAAGAAAGAAAUCAUAACAUCAACAACAACGACAACACACCAACCCCGGGAGGACAGGGACUGGAUAUAUACAAAUAGCUUUUUAAUGCGAGUGGUGACGUGAGCGUGACAAAGAGCUUAAUUGCUGAAGAAGACAGCACAUUACCUUACCGGCAUUUUGCAUUUUGAACAGUGAUGAAAAUGCUGAUUUGGAUUCCCGGGGUGGUCGCCAAUUUUACAUUCCACGUCCAUGUAUGUACACAAUUCUUAAUUGGCAUGAACACGUACAUAUAUAUCAUUAUUCUUCAUCUAUUCAUUCAUUCGUUCAUCCUCAUCCUCAUCCUCAUCCUCUUUCCGCCUAUGAGUUGACUGACCUGUCUGUUAUAGUAAGCCAGAGGAUAGGAGAGGAGAG